AUGUCAGUAUCCUCUUGUUGCCUCAAGGCGGUUGAAUGGGACGGCAUCCCAACUGGAUCUGUGGGGAAGCUUGCCAACAACAACGCCUACAUCACCGGCAAUAAUCCCGAUGUGGCCGUGAUGAUCGUUCAUGAUCUGCUUGGCUGGACUUUCCCCAACGUACGCUUGUUAGCAGAUCACUAUGCACGACAAGCUAACGUACCGUCUACGUCCCUGAUAUCCUCGGUGGACAUGUAG
Molecule: messenger RNA, 237 nt
Organism: Paracoccidioides lutzii Pb01
Exons: 1
Coding region: 1-237 (78 amino acids)
Source: RefSeq, a predicted model, not a curated record